Molecule: messenger RNA, 843 nt
Organism: Triticum turgidum subsp. durum (durum wheat)
Lineage: Eukaryota; Viridiplantae; Streptophyta; Magnoliopsida; Poales; Poaceae
Source: the annotation of a GenBank genome assembly
AUGGAGCCGCCACCUUCUCCGCUGGGCGCCGGCGCCUGCGCUGUCUGCUGCAUGUGCGGCGACCGCGGCCUGCCGCACGAGCUGCUCCGCUGCAAGCUCUGCCGCGUCCGCCUGCAGCACAGAUACUGCAGCGAUCUGUACCCGAGGGCCACGGCGUACAGGAGGUGCAACUGGUGCCUGAGGGAGCCCGCAGAAGCCCACGCCCAAGCGCACGCUCAAGCUCAACCGGUGGCUAGCAAGAAGGCGGAGAAACGGAAGAUGGUGCAAUCAACGGAGACGUCCACCUCCGACGAGGAGGCGCGGCGGCAGCACGAGGCCGGAUGCGCCACUGCUACGAGGUCCAGGAGAUCGGCCGCGGAGGUUGGUCAGCCGGUCAAGAAGCCCAAGGUCGACGAGAGGCCACCGCUGCCCCCGUCGCCGGGCACGGCGGCGAAGCGGAACAGCGGCGACAAGAAGCCUAAGAUCGACGAGUGGCCAGCGCUGCCCCCGUCGCCCGGCACGGCGGCGAAGGGGAACAGCGGUGACAAGAAGCCCAAGGUCGACGACAGGCAAGCGCUGCUGCCUCCGUCGCCGGGCACGGCGGCGAAGGGGAACAGCGGUGACAAGAAGCCCAAAGUCGACGAGAGGCCACCGCUGCCUCCGUCGCCGGGCACGAAGGCGAAGGGGAACAGCGGCGACAAGAAACCUAAGGUCGACGAGUGGCCGGCGCUGCCCCCGUCGCCGGGCACGGCGGCGAAGGGAAACAGCGGCGACAAGAAGCCGAUGCAGGCGGGGAAGCUGGCGCGGCAGGGUAGGGUCAAGGUGAGGCGGUACAAGCUCCUGGCAGAGGUGAUUAGCUGCUAG